Rotaria sp. Silwood2 is the source of this 693-nucleotide messenger RNA. Lineage: Eukaryota; Metazoa; Rotifera; Eurotatoria; Philodinida; Philodinidae. The record is from the annotation of a GenBank genome assembly.
AUGUCUUUCUCGCCGAAAUUUGAGUUUGGUUAUGAUAAAAUUAUGAAAUGCAAAAGAGAAAUGAUUUCAACGAACUUCUUAAAUGAUAAUAAAUGUGUAAAUAAUAAACAAAUCAUAUGGAUAUUUAAUCAAGGUGUUAUUCUCUCAGGUUUAGCACUAUUAUAUAAUGCUACAUGGAAUUCAACGUUGAUUGAUAUUGCACAAAAUACAGCUGAUUCAACCAUAGAACCAUCAACUUAUUCAAAUGAAAUAUUUGCUCGUCAUCUAGGUUAUUUAUUACAAUAUCUCACAGACACAUAUUAUGUACAAAAAUAUACAUUAUUUUUACAAAAAAGUGCAGUAUUACUAUUGACGACGAAUCAAUGUGAAUUAGAUGAUUUAUUUGACUUAUUUUGGAGUAAUGAUUCAUCUAAUAGUUGUAAUUUACCACGAAAUACUGCUUCGACUUCACGAGCAUUCGAUUUAUUUCUAUUUGUUUCGAAAAUCAAACGACAAAUUCCAUCAUUAAACUGGAUUUUACCGAGUCUAGGGAAUUAUAUGUAUGAUGAUAAGAACUUAUCAAUGGCAAAUUUUUAUAAAAAUGAUUUUAAUAAAGCAAUCUGUCGUACAACUGUAAAUAAAGAUAACGAUUCAGUUGCAUAUGAUUAUCAAUUGAAAUGUAAUGGUAUUGGCUUUUAUCGUAUACGUAAAUAG